AUGGCGGGCGGCACGCCUCACGGCGAGCCAUCGGUGGGCUCCGAUACGCCGCGCCAAAAGGGCAAAGCAACACCAGAGACGCUCAAGACGGGCUGCAUUGCCUGGGUCGAGAAAGACGGCCAGCCGCGACGAGCCGAAAUCCUCAGCAUAAAAGAAACCAAGUCGGGGAAGCACUAUUACUGCAACUUUGACAAUUUCAACAAGCGUCUGGACGAGUGGGUGCCGGUCGCGCGCAUCGACUUCACCCAGGACGUCGAGUGGCCAAAUCCCGAGAAGGACAAGCCGAAGGACUCGAAAUCCAAAAAGGCGCCGUCAGGCCAGCCCAAGAAGUCGCAAGUGUCCAAGAAGUCGCAGAAGCGGCCGGGGAAGCGCGAACAGUCUGUGAACAGCGAGGCGACGACGCCGCAUCCAUGGACGGAGUUUGUCGAUUCGCAAGGCCAGCGGAAAUCUUCAUCGGUCGGACCAGAUGCCGAAUCUCAGGUAAACGGCAGCUUCGAAGCGAGCGCGACACCAGGCGCCGGUGACGACUUGGCUGCGGACGAAAAAGAGGAAGAGGCGAAGAAGGAAGACCAUGGUUUCAGCCGAGAGGAGGAAAUCGAGAAGCUGAGGACGUCGGGAUCGAUGACACAGAACCCGGCCGAGAUAUCGCGAAUACGAAACAUAUCAAAGGUUCAGUUUGGGAAGCACGACCUCUUCCCCUGGUACUUUUCGCCGUACCCCGAGGUCUUUGCGCUCGAGGACGUGAUCUACAUUUGCGAGUUCUGCCUCAGCUACUACGGGGACGAGUUUGCCUUUAUGCGACACCGAAAGAAGUGCACGCUGCAGCACCCCCCGGGUAACGAGAUUUACAGAGACGAUUACGUCUCGUUCUUCGAGAUUGAUGGGAGGCGGCAGCGGACGUGGUGCCGCAAUCUGUGUCUUUUGUCCAAGAUGUUCCUGGACCACAAGACGCUCUACUACGACGUGGACCCCUUUCUGUUUUAUGUCAUGACGAUGCGGACGGACAAGGGAUGCCACAUUGUGGGAUACUUUUCCAAGGAAAAGGAGAGCGCAGAUGCAUACAACGUGGCCUGUAUCUUGACUCUCCCGCAGUACCAGCGGAAAGGCUAUGGCCGUCUCUUGAUUCAGUUCUCGUACGAGCUGUCCAAGAUUGAAGGCAAGCUGGGCUCCCCAGAGAAACCACUGUCCGAUCUUGGUCUGCUGAGUUACCGUCAGUACUGGUCUGAAAAUAUUCUCGACUUGCUGCUGGGAUACAAUGAGCGGGAUGAGAAGGUGACAAUCGAGGCCAUUUCUUCGGCGCUGGCGAUGACGACGCAGGACGUUGAGCAUACGCUGCAAGCCAUGAAGAUGCAGGUGUACCACAAGAGCGACCACAAGAUUGUGAUACCGGAGAGGCUGAUCCAGCAGCGGGAGAAGCAGAAGCAAAAGCAAAAGAGGGUUCUUGAUCCGUCCAAGAUCCAGUGGAAGCCGCCGGUAUUUACAGCAUCCAGCCGUACGUGGGGGUGGUGA
Messenger RNA from Trichoderma reesei QM6a, 1509 nucleotides. RefSeq lists its product as uncharacterized. Gene Ontology annotation, biological process: regulation of DNA-templated transcription. The transcript has 2 exons. Bases 1 to 1509 code for a protein of 502 amino acids. The record is from RefSeq and is a predicted model, not a curated record. Lineage: Eukaryota; Fungi; Ascomycota; Sordariomycetes; Hypocreales; Hypocreaceae. Gene Ontology annotation, molecular function: histone acetyltransferase activity.